GUGAAGAAAGCAGAAUUAAUUAAAUUAGUUGCGUCAAGAGAGCGUCCUCAUUACGCGGCGGGAUUCUUUGUUGACUCUCUGAAAUAUUCAUGACAUCACAUGUUGGUAUAUAACAGACAGGGACUGAAUGAUUGCACGAAAAGGUAACGCAGAGAAGUGAAGGGAAGCUAACAAGACUUGUUCCAUCAAUUGGGCUACGGAGCCGUUUGGCCACAAGGUGAUUUGUAGCACCAGUCGUGAGCCGAGGGGUCGAGCCAAAGCGCGGUCAAUCAUGAAGACGAUCUGUCUGCUCUGUGUCACAUUGAUAGCGGAGCUGACCAAUGUACGAGCAAGGACAUUACAAGAACAACAAAAAGUUACCUCGAAGGAGGUUAAACUCGAAGGCACCAUAGAACACUUUCUGAAGACCCAAAUUGCGGAGAAUCUCAGUAAAUUGGAAGGACAUCAUACAAAUGAUUACUUGAACGAAUUCCAGCUUGCGAAUGACGAAAAAAGAGGUUUCGGUGAUAAACGGGGAUUCGGAGACAAAAGAGGUUUUGGAGAUAAACGGGGGUUUGGUGACAAGAGGGGGUUUGGAGAUAAACGUGGUUUUGGAGACAAAAGAGGUUUUGGAGAUAAACGGGGAUUUGGUGACAAGAGGGGGUUUGGAGAUAAACGUGGAUUUGGUGACAAACGAGCAGGUGACAAUGAACACAUAUUUGGCGUAACAUCGGAUGAUUUAGACUAUUUGAGAAUGUUAACAAGAUUAUUGCUUAAAGAAGAACAACUUUACGAUGAGACGAAAAAUUCAAUCAAUCACAAACGGGACGGUGUGCCAUUUUCGAACGCCUAUACCACAUAUUUGUCAUCCAUGAUUGAGAGACGUGGAUUUGGUGAUAAAAGGGGAUUCGGUGAUAAAAGGGGAUUUGGAGAUAAGAGGGGAUUCGGGGAUAAGCGUAACUUGUUUACCGCACCUAGAUAUAGAUCUAUGGACCAGAAAAUUAUAACAUUACUCCACAAACUAGAAGCAAAUCUGUUCAAUACACCUACCUUAAAAGAAUCACUUGCAUCAAAUAAAGAUCAACAUCUUGCUGAAACAUUUUAUGAAGAAUCUUUGGAAUCUGAUGAUGGGCAAACUCCAGCAUCACAGAAGAGGGGUUUUGGAGACAAAAGGGGUUUUGGAGACAAACGCGGUUUUGGAGACAAACGAGGUUUUGGUGAUAAAAGGGCGUUACGUAACCAAGGAGCGUUGGGUUUGGAUUAUUCUGACAAGUAUGAAAAAUGAAAAUAUUGCGGCAAAAAUAUGUUUGUUUGUUUUUUGCAAAGAAUAGUAAGAUAAAUGAGACCAUUACAAUCACGAAUUUAUAUGUACGAUUCUAAUCGACUAUACCUUAUCUUACUUUGGAGGAAGAAAUAUGGUACCCAUUUUGAAAAAAGAAAUGCUUGAGACACGCAAAAACAGUAACUGCAUGUUACGGGUGCAGAUAUCUGCCUCACACGAGAUCAUGAGUUUCGUUCUUCGGCCUGUCGAACAUGUGAAUGAGAACCACACAUGAUCAUUUGAUCGCAACGAGAAAAGAAUUGUGUGAACCAGGCCAGUUGUUUUAAUUUUCUGUUUCGUUUCUGUUUGAAUUGAGAUACUACUUGAUUUAUCGGUCUCGAAAACGACACUUUAAAUGAAAGCCAUUGCUUCCCAGUCAUCAUUUAUGUAUAGAAACCACAUCCACAAUUAUUUUGCAUGCACGAUUCUUUAGGCCACGAAAAACAUUAAGAUAUAGUUUGUUUCAUAAAUAAUGGACUUUGUUAAUAUAAGGCUCCAUCGUUAUAGAUGUAUAACCUUUUACAUUUAUUGAAAGAACUUUCGAUACAAGCACCUAUUAGCCGAACUUUUAUCUAAAUACCCAUUGUCUUAUAAGUGAGUAAUUCGGGGAUCACGCAUUGAAUGGCAAAGUGAAGAGCAAUGUUCCGGUUUUAAAUGUCAAUAACAAAAAUGAUUACGAUUUUCACUUUCGCUCUACUUUAAAAGUGUUCACUUGUACAAAUUUCACAAUUGGAUCAGAAAUAUAUUUCACAGUCACUAAAUCUAUA
This is a messenger RNA of Owenia fusiformis, 2067 nucleotides long. The record is from the annotation of a GenBank genome assembly. NCBI's taxonomy places the organism in Eukaryota, Metazoa, Annelida, Polychaeta, Sabellida, Oweniidae.